This is a messenger RNA of Clonostachys solani, 3423 nucleotides long. Lineage: Eukaryota; Fungi; Ascomycota; Sordariomycetes; Hypocreales; Bionectriaceae. The record is from the annotation of a GenBank genome assembly.
AUGCACCCCGUCAUCUCUCGGUCCAGUAGCGGCGGCCAUGCAAUGAUCACCCAUCACCCUCAAUCCCAAGCAUCGCCGUUCAAUCAAUCCCUUCUUCAUCUAUCUCUCGCGCCUCCAUUCGCCCAAUCGCUCUCUGCUGCCCAUGCCAUCCCACUUGCAUCUGCCGCGCGCGCGCGUCGCUUCACGGCAGCAGCCGCUAACACAGCCCUGACGCAGCUAUCCCAGCCUCCUCACACAGGCCACCAAUGGAUUAAGACAUCGGCCAGCAUCUACGACAGCCUCAUUCUAAGGCGCCCGCUUCCCAUCGUCGUCGGCGCCAUCCUCAAUGCCCUGGUCUAUGUCGCAUUCUCCCUCUGCGGCUUUGUAAACUCCGAGGCGUCGCUGCUUCACCCGCCCUCACACGCCUGGAUAUCCAUCGACCCCGCCCGGGGUGCUGUUUCUGGACAAUCCGAUGUCGAGUUCCGUCAAGCCUGGGUCUGCGGUCGCUGGAUGCAAGCCCUCGACAAGGACACGCUUGUCGAUGCUGUUGAUGCCCAGAACUACCUCGUUUCCGAUCACGGUGCACACCCCGCCAGCCAUGACCAGUCGCCAUCUGCCAGGGUCGUCAACCAUGACGCCGACUCGUCCACCGUGUUUGUCCACUCAAUUCUAGACAACUGGGACUGCUCUGCCCAGGCCAUUGUUUCGGACAACGACAUUCUAGGCAACCUGUCCCGGGCACUGCGUCGCAAGUCGUCGGCCAAUAUCACUCUCCGCCCCGCCUCGGUCUUCAAGAAGUUUGGCCUGACAAAGAGCCAUAAACCCGCCGCCGACACCAUCGUCAUCACCAUGCUCACCAGGGAUGGGUCGACUGCUGGAGAUCACUGGGAUGAAGGUUCAGUCUCUCUGAGGGAAACCAGGCCGCAGUGGAACAUACUAAGAGACUCACAACCCGCCGCCCUCGCCAAGGUCCACUACCUGUUUACCACGAGCCGGGAUCAACUCAUCAUUCUUUCUCUCUACACCCUGGGAUUCCUCUAUUCCGGCCUUGUUAUGUCAAGGCGAGCAAUUCUUCGAAGCGGGCUUUGGCUCUUAGGCUCCAUCGCUCUUGAGGUCUCACUCGUAACUUUGAUAAGCCGGCACAUUUCUUCCUCAAUUGGCAUCGCAAUUUCGACAGUCCCGCUAGCGUGCUACCCACUGCUAGUGCUUUCGCAAUGCCUAUUCAAUGUCAAUCAUCUCAUCAGCAAGGUCAAGAAGGUUUACAGCUACGCGGACCAGGCGAAGCUGCUCUCUCUUGCCUUGAUGGACAUGGGUAUCGCCCCUCUCGUACGAACCCUGCAGGCCAUAACAAUACUCAUGAUCUUGCUAUGGAUCUCUCCUGCUGCCGGACUAUCGAACUUUUGCCGAUUCGCGAUGCUUUCCCUCGCCCUCGACCUCUUUAUAUUCUACACCUUUUUCAUCGCCGCCUUCGUCACGAACCUCCGAGUACCAGAGUUGCAAGAUACGAAAAGCGAGCAACAAGAGACGAGCCAUCCCCCGAAGUCAAUAUGGAAUAUGAAGCAGCAUUGGAGCACAAACCACCUUCUAAUGACGGCGGGUCUAAUCUACUUUAUGGCCUGCCACUUCUACGACAUCCGAUCGUGGCUGACUUUCCUCGCCAACAUAAAUUUCGCCUCUCGAAUCCCGAUCAAUUCUCUCAGCUGGCACUCUCACGCAUCCAGCUACGAUCUCUCACCGACCGGUUCAUUACUGGGCUGGUUGCGUGCCCAGGAGCCCGACACUCUGCGCGAGCUUCUACAAAGCGUCACGACACAGUCCUCUAGCUUCAUUGUCAAAUCAUACGCCCCUCUUCAUGUCUUCACUCAGCCCGAUGCAAGGAAUGCAACGUUGGCCGUGAUUGACGACUCGACAUCAUCAACACCGAUUUCGGCCAUGCUCCCAUUGGCCCCAUUCUUAUUGACCUUGAUUGGAUUCCACACCACAUACUAUGGCUCGACAGAGACAGUCGAAGAUGAGAAGGAUGAGCAAGGUGCCGGAAGGGAGACACACAAUUCACUAACCCGCCGCCUUGACCAACGGCACACUCUCGACAUUUACCUACUCACUGCGUGCGCCGGGCGAUUUAUGGUGUCUGUGGGGUUUGAUCACCAGAUUUGGCUUUGGAAUCUGGAAGGGCCAACACCAACCAGCGAAGCGAUAGCUUCCACUACCGAACAUGAGAUAUCAUGGCCCAUAUCCUUGGUAGCCAUUGACGACCAUGCCGAAUGGGUAGCAAUCUGUUCUCGAAAGGGGCAGGUGCUGCUAUGGAACCGUCGACACCAAAAGUUUGAGCAAGAAUUGUCUGUGAGCUCAAACGAGAAAGUAAUAAAAUGUUUCUUUCUCAAGACAGACACCAGCCAACAAAGGCUUGGGCCCCAGCGAGUAGAGACGCUCUCCAGCCUCCUACUCGUCCUAGAUAGCGGCCGUUUGAUGGACGUUGAUCUCAAUGGGAAGGGGUGCAAUACGGUUCAGAUAUGCGAAAGACCGAUAAAGUCGUCUCAUCUUGUAUCUAUCAACCGAUACGCUGCCCCCAAGCUCAUCACCGUCACUGCAGACGAGACCAUUUUCAUGUCGGCGAAUCGAGAGCGGAGGUGGAUGACUGUGCCUUUGCAAGUCGCCGCCCUGGAUAAUCUGAAGGCUACGCAGAUCCGGCCAAUUCAGUUUUCCAUGAUUCCCACAUUAAGAGGUGUAGCCUCUGUUUACAAUGAGGGCAGCAAUGAGCUGCUCUUGUUGGAUAUUUUAUCAGGAAAUGUCAUAUACACAUUCAAAACUCAACCCCUUCGCCACCAAUCGCUACGAGCCAUCCACACCUCUCCCCAGCAAUGUGUGUACUGCGGUUCUAUCGCCGUUGCUUCAUUCACCAUCGCCUACACUGAGAAGACAGCCUGUGGGAGAUUUACGAUGAAAACAGUCGCCAUACCACAACGGUUUGGGCCAGACUACUACCGAAGCCGCCUGAUCUGUCUACGUUCAGAGCGUGACGUCCGAGAACGCCGCUGCAUGGGAUUUUCAAGCGGCGAAGAAUCGACGUACUCCAUGGCCGAGCCUGGCUCAUGGGAGGCGAGCGGGGCAAACGGAGUGGCAGGUGUGCGGCGGGUCAUGUCGUCGUCGAUUGUCCAGACACAACGGCACACCCAGUCGACAGGGCUGUGGCGUCGCGACGUCAAAUGUCGCAGCAGCCAAGGGCAAGGGGGCGGGACCAAGCAAUACCGAUGGGAAGCUUGGACCAUGACGGCGCAAGGGGAAAUCAACACGCACGAAUUGACAACGGGCCUGCUAGCGGUCUCGCCGGGGCCUUUUGGGAAACAACUGCGGGAUGACGACGGUGCAGACGGAGCGACGGACGCGCCGACGCACGGGAAACUUGCCAAGCGAAGAAGCAGGUCUGGGAUUAUACCAAGAUAA